Messenger RNA from Parasteatoda tepidariorum (common house spider), 874 nucleotides. RefSeq lists its product as uncharacterized. The record is from RefSeq and is a predicted model, not a curated record. Lineage: Eukaryota; Metazoa; Arthropoda; Arachnida; Araneae; Theridiidae. Gene Ontology annotation, cellular component: cytoplasm. Gene Ontology annotation, molecular function: fatty-acyl-CoA binding. Gene Ontology annotation, biological process: fatty acid metabolic process.
GUGAUUGAAACAAUGUCAUACAAUGAAAAAAUUGCAAAGUUUUUAUCUUUAAUGGGAUCUUUUUAUGAAAUUGUAUCACCUGAAGAUUGUGAAGCAGAAUCUGAUCAGAAAGCAAUGUAUAGUCAGUGGUCUGAAGAUAUUAUUCCAUCUGCUGUUAUAGAAAACUAUGAAUCUCGUACUAUAUCUGAUAUGUAUAACAUAACUAGAAGAGAAAGACAACUUGACUUCUCAACAGAGAAAGAAAUUGAAGGCAUUGGACAUUUAGCUAAUAAAUCUAGUCUGAAUCCCCAAAGUGUAAGAAGCAAUGCACACCAAGUUACGAGAGAAAAUUUUCAACGAAGUUACUCACAAUCUUCUUUGUCAUCAUCAACUAAUUCCAGUAGUGACGUUUCAAAUUUUGAUCUCCUUUCUGAUUUAUCAGAUGUUGAAUCACAGGUUGUGACUGAAAGAGAUAACGUUCAUUUACUUCAAAGUAGGCAAAAUUCCCAGGUGUCUCAUUGUCCAACUCAUAGUGAUAUUUUUAUUCUCACUUUUAUCAAUUUACAAAGUUCUAUGAAUGAUAUUUUGGAAAAGAUGGAAAGCCUAAACACUUUAGCUAAUGAGGAAAACCAAGACAAGUGUCAAUAUAAUUCAAACUUUGAAAAUGAGUCUGAUUUUAGCUUGAAUUGGACUGGCACUGUAUUUGCUCUUUUGUGGCCUGUGGUUGUGGAAGUAAUCUUAGAAAAUUUGAUGAUGUAAAAGAUACUGUGAACAUAUUAUGCGGAGAGAGAAAAGCAGUUAAUAACCCUACUGCUUCAAAUAGACUUUGAAAGAGUUAGAAAGGGAAGAAUGACAUUAUAUCAGGAAAAAAAUAUCUGAAUUCACCAGCCUUUUU